UUCUUUGCUUGGAAAUCAUUUUCUCCUAUCUUUUCUUGCUCAAAGAGAUUGAGAACUAUAAUGGGUUCUUGUAAAUUGUCCGUGUUUGGUUUUCUUUCCUUGAUCAUUAUCUUGUUGACGGUUUCUGGAGAAGAAAAUGACCAGCUCCUACUUGCUAAGGAAAGAGUUUCUUUGCUUUCUUUCAAAUCGGGUAUCACAUUAGACCGUGAAGGAGCUCUUGAAAGCUGGAACUCUUCAAAUAUUCAUGUUUGCAAUUGGACAAGAGUCGAGUGCAACAAUGCUAGCAAUCAUAUAGUUAAGCUUGAUCUUAGUGACCUUUCACUUAGAGGCAGGAUUUCUCCAGCUCUUGCUCAUCUUUCUUCUUUGGUGAUUCUUGAUUUGUCGAGCAACUUCUUUGAAGGCCAUAUUCCAGCAGAGUUGGGGUAUCUUUCCCAACUGAAACAACUCAGUUUGUCAUGGAAUCUUCUUGAAGGAAAGAUCCCUUCUGAGUUGGGUUUUCUUCACCAACUAGUAUACCUUGAUUUGGCAAGUAACAGGCUUGGUGGCAACAUUCCUGAACAAAUUUUUUGCAAUUGGUCCUCUUCUUUGGAGUAUAUAGACCUUUCCAACAAUUCUUUAAGUGGCGAAAUCCCUUUGAAGGAUGAAUUUGCGCUUAGAGAAUUAAGAUUUCUUUUGAUUUGGUCAAAUAGGCUAGUAGGUCAUGUUCCUCAAGCUCUUUCCAACUCCUCAAAACUAAAAUGGCUCGAUUUGGAAUCAAAUAUGCUAAAUGGGGAAUUGCCAUCCGAGAUUGUUCGUAAAAUGCCACAGUUACAGUUCCUCUAUUUGUCUUAUAAUGACUUUGGUAGCCAUGAUGGUAACACCAAUCUUGAACCUUUUUUAGCUUCUUUAGUAAAUUCCUCUUACUUGCAAGAACUUGAAUUAGCAGGAAAUAACCUUGGUGGACAGAUACCUCCUAUUAUUGGUGAUCUUCCUAUCAAACUUGUACAGAUUCAUCUAUCUGAGAAUCAUCUCUAUGGCCCUAUACCCCCUCACAUUUCAAACCUUGUUAACCUCACCCUCUUGAACUUGUCUAGUAACCUUUUGAAUGAUACCAUCCCUCCUGAACUGUGUCGCAUGGGAAAACUAGAGAGAGUUUAUUUGUCAAAUAAUUCACUGUACGGUGAAAUUCCUGCUGCUCUUGGUGGCAUAUCCCAUCUGGGCCUUCUUGAUCUAUCCAAAAACAAGCUUUCAGGUUCUAUUCCAGACAGUUUUGCUAAUCUUUCCCAGUUGCGAAGACUCUUGCUUUAUGAAAAUCAACUUUCAGGAUCCAUACCACCAAGCCUGGGAAAAUGCAUCAAUUUGGAGAUUCUAGACCUUUCUCACAACAAAAUUUCUGGAAUAAUUCCAAGUGCAGUUGCAGCACUGAGAAGCUUGAAGUUGUACUUGAAUUUGUCUAGCAAUCACUUACAGGGUCCUUUACCUCUAGAGCUGAGUAAAAUGGAUAUGGUGCUAGCAAUUGAUCUUUCUUCAAACAAUCUCUCAGGCACCAUUCCAACACAGCUUGGAAGUUGUAUUGCACUAGAGCACCUUAACCUUUCGGGCAAUAUAUUAGAAGGUCCUCUUCCUGCUUCAAUAGGGCAGUUACCUUAUCUUAAGCAACUGGAUGUUUCUUCAAACCAAUUGAGUGGUGAAAUACCACCGUCUCUGGAGGCAUCACCAAUUCUGAAGCAACUCAACUUCUCCUUCAACAAGUUCUCUGGGAAUGUUUCUAACGGCGGCGCAUUUUCUUCGUUGACAAUAGAAUCCUUCCUAGGCAAUAAAGGCCUUUGUGGGACAAUAAAAGGCAUGUCAAAAUGUCGAAAGAAGCGUGCCUAUAGUUCCUUUAUUUUGCCCAUACUCUUAUCACUGUUUGCCACUCCCUUCUUGUGUAUGUUCCUGUUACUUAGGUCAAGAUUCAGAAGACAAUUGACGAUGUUCGAUCAAGGAGACUUGGAAAAUGAGGAGAAAGAAACUAAAGAGCUCCAGUACCCAAGAAUCUCAUAUCAGCAACUCAUUGAAGCUACUGGUGGGUUUAGUGCUUCAAGCCUGAUUGGUUCAGGCCGGUUUGGUCAUGUCUACAAAGGAGUUCUUGAAGACAAUACAAGAAUAGCUGUGAAGGUAUUGGAUUCAAGGACAGCCAGGGAACUUUCAGGGAGCUUCAAAAGAGAAUGUCAAGUACUAAGGAGGGCAAGGCAUAGAAAUUUGAUAAGAAUCAUCACAAUAUGCAGCAAACCAGACUUCAAGGCUCUUGUCCUUCCUCUAAUGUCAAAUGGAAGCCUUGAGAGGUAUCUAUACCCAAGCCAUGGAUUAAAACCUGGCUUGGAUUUGAUUCAGUUGGUGAGCAUCUGUAGCGAUGUGGCCGAAGGGGUGGCCUAUUUGCACCAUUAUUCCCCUGUUAGAGUCGUGCACUGCGACCUGAAACCAAGCAAUAUUCUCCUAGAUGACGAUAUGACUGCUCUGGUUACAGAUUUCGGAAUUGCAAGAUUGGUUAAAGGCAUUGAUGAGAAUACUACAACAAAUGAUUCAGUGUCCUUUAGCUCAACAGAUGGCUUGUUGUGUGGAUCAGUUGGCUAUAUAGCUCCUGAAUAUGGAAUGGGCAAGCAAGCUUCAACACAGGGGGAUGUUUACAGUUUUGGAGUCCUCCUUUUAGAAAUCAUAGCAGGAAAACGUCCCACAGAUGUUCUCUUUCAUGAAGGUUCAAGCUUGCAUGAGUGGGUGAAGAGUCACUACCCACGAAAGCUUGACCUGAUUGUUGAAGAAGCAAAGCUUAGGAUUGCUCCAUCUGCCAUGCCAGCUUACUGUAACAAAAUAUGGAAUGAUGUUAUUGUGGAAUUGAUUGAGCUUGGUCUUAUGUGCACACAAUACAAUCCUUCAACAAGACCAACCAUGUUAGAUGUUUCCUAUGAAAUGGGUAGGCUAAAGCAGUAUCUUUCUAACCCACCAUCUCUGCUUAUUGAAGAGGAAGAAGAAGAAGAUGCAUCUUCUAAGUUUGGUGAUUCAUGGAAGUAAUUAACUUGAUGAAAUUUCAGGAAUUUUUGUAACCAUCAUUAUAUUCAUUUUGUUUUAUUGAUUUUCUGAUGGCUACUUAGC
Messenger RNA from Hevea brasiliensis (rubber tree), 3108 nucleotides. Its product is annotated as putative leucine-rich repeat receptor-like serine/threonine-protein kinase At2g24130. The record is from RefSeq and is a predicted model, not a curated record. Gene Ontology annotation, molecular function: protein binding; protein kinase activity; ATP binding. Gene Ontology annotation, biological process: protein phosphorylation. Bases 61 to 3027 code for a protein of 988 amino acids. Lineage: Eukaryota; Viridiplantae; Streptophyta; Magnoliopsida; Malpighiales; Euphorbiaceae. The transcript is spliced from 2 exons.